GUUUCCCAGCGGUGACGUAGGGGGAUUUCCACCCAGCCUGAGCUAAAGUCGCACAAAGUGAAACGAAUUAGGCAGAAAACGUGAGAUAUUUUUAUGGCACGAGCCGAAGCAGAAGCAGAAGCAGCAAAGCGCGGCAGUGAACGACCCUCAACACGACGACGACGCCUAAAAACAAACCUCUGCGGACAGACGAGCGCCCGGAAAUGAGCCCAUAGCGCGGGCGCGACGCCGACAGACAGAGGACUUUCGGAGCUCGGAGACUGAGAUUGAGAGACGUUAGCGAGGAGCAGCGGCGAAGUGGCCGUUUUCUUCUUCUUCUGCUCUUACUUGCCAUGAGAAUCAUGAACGGAUCUGUUCACAACGGUACAGGAGAUUUCGACCUCGACAUUAUCAGUGAGUAUCUUGUGGAGAAAGGACUCCCAGGACCUCCUCCUCCUCCUGUCGACUUGGAGGUCCAGGUCUGUGCCCCACCAGCUGGGGGCAGACGCAGUACUCCAGUGCUUCUUUCUAGAUGCACUGACCCCCCCAAGCGUACUAAUCUAUUCACUCAAGUCACCGCUACUGGACCCAGAAACAUGUCAGCGAUGCCUUCGUCCCGUGGCCCCAAACCUCAAGGACAGCGUCGCGGGACAGCUUCUGCAGGCCGGUGCGGGCGCUCUCAGCAGACGGGCAUGGAGCAGCUGGAGAGCCUGCUGGACAAACCUCAGCUAGUGGUGGUGGAGCAGCCCAAAGAGCGCGGCAUGAGGUUCCGUUACGAGUGUGAAGGCCGCUCAGCCGGCAGCAUCCUGGGAGCCUCCAGCACCGAUGUUAACAAAACGCUACCUGCCAUUGAGCUCCAAGGACCAGUCGAAGGGAUUAAAAAUGUGACAGUGACCGUGUCUCUGGUGACUAAGGACAUCCCUCACCGCCCACACCCGCACUGCUUGGUUGGAAAAGACUGUGCAGACGGUAUUUGUAUCAUCUGCAUCAACCCCCAGACAACCCGAUGCCACAGUUUUGUAAAUUUAGGCAUCCAGUGUGUUCGGAGGAAGGAAUUAGAUGUCUCACUGAUGAAGAGGAAGAAUAAAAAUAUUGAUCCGUUCAACACUGGGCAGUCAAAGAGCAUUGAAGAUAUUGAUAUGAACGUGGUGAGGCUAUGUUUCCAGUGUGAGCUGGAGAGAGAGGAUGGGGACAGGAUCCAUCUCAGUCCUGUGGUGUCCAACCCCAUCUACGACAAGAAAGCUACCACGACAGCAGAGCUGAAAAUUAACAGACUGAAUGUUGUCAGGGGUCCCUGUACAGGAAAAACUGAGAUCUACAUGCUGUGCGACAAAGUGCAAAAAGACGACAUUGAGAUCGUCUUCAGUUUGGACGAUUGGGAGGCCAAGGCGGAAUUUGCGCAGACUGACGUUCAUCGGCAGAUCGCUAUUGUCUUCAAGUCGCCGCCAUAUCAGGAGCAGGACAUUAGUGAGGAAGUGGAGGUCAACGUGUCUCUGCGCCGCAUUUCGGACCGCAUGUACAGCGACCCGGUCAAGUUCACCUAUCUUCCUUGCAACACAGAUCCAUAUGAAGUAAACCGCAAGAGGAAAAUAAAAUCAGACAUCAAGUUCAACGAGGACUGUCGUGUCCUCCCAGCUACAGACAUGAUGGUGAAUAAACCGGCUCCAUCUCACCAGUUUGAUCCAUUCUGUUUCGCCACCUUGGACUGUGGCAUUCCGUCGGCAACUCCUGCCCAGGAAGAGAGCCAGCCUUUAAUGGCUCAGAUACUGGAGGACAACCCUUAUGUAGAAGAUGAUCUCAAACAAGAGGAUGGCUGUGUGAGUUUGGAUCUAGACACCAUGAGCAACAUCUUCUUUAGCAUUAGUGAGUGCCUUGGUCAUCAAAAUGUUCUCCAGCUUUUAAAUAACCAAGAUCCCAACUCCAACUUCAUGUUUGAUGGUACAGAUCCAAACUUCAGUUCAACCAGCCAGCCUCCAAUGAACAUGACCUCCUACUACGACGCACAUUUCAACCAGAUGGUAAGUGCGGGCCAGAGCCACGGCAUAGAUCACGACUCCCUGCCGCAAGACUUGCUGGGCAUUUCCUUAAAUCAAGUAAAGACUGAAAACGAAGAAGACUCUUAAAAGUCCUCUCUAGUUGCUUAGAAAAGAGGCAACCUUCAUUUUUCUAUUGUGGAACCUAUGACACUGAUGUGUUCAUAUAUGUUUUGAUCCAUGCCAGAUACCAUACACUGUCCUUUGAAGGGCUCUCAAAAUGAACAUGAACCAGGAAGGGGCAGAUCUGUAUGGUCAAACUGAGCCCAUUCUGUUGGACCUCUUGACAAGUGAUGGCUGUGUGUUUUCAUGCAGAAAGUGUCCCCUCAGGGCCAGGCCCAGGCCUUUCUCCAUUUGUUUUGGAGUGUGAGAGGAAACAGUGGAUUCUGAGCUUGGUACCCACCAGAAAAAAAGGCAGUAUUCCUGCUGUGAUAAUGUAGAACAUGCUUGCUGCAGAUUAUCUGGGAGAAGCAGGUAGCCAUUUGGUAGUCGUGCACUAAAGAAAGGGAAAAUGACAGUUAUUGCUCAAAAUAAAAUAGGAGAUUCGUUAGCUAAUUGUACAGGCUUCACAGCAUUCCCACUAACCAGUCUGUCAGAAUUUAGUUGGAUCAAAUCCCACAUUCAUCCACCUAACCUGUGGUUGACAGUAGUCAGUUGUAUGUGAUGGAGAAUAUUUACAUCUGUUUGAAUCUGUUUUACAUUAACGUUUCUGUUGGAACCGCUUUAUCUUAGAAGAAUGUCAAGUAAUAGCAUUAAAUAAUAUGCAUUUAAAGCAGGCAUUUAAGUAGAGCUUACUUAUGUACUUGACUACAUGAAGUAAAUAUUGAGCAGCAGAGGUGGGUAGAGUAGCCUGAACUCCUACUGAAGUAAAAGUACCUUGUGAGAAAACAAGCAGAAGAAUAGGUCAAAAACUAGUUAAGUACUCAGUAACUUAUAGAACUCCAGUCUUUUACUAUUCUUAUCUGUUUGAUGCAUAAAAUAAAAUGAUAAAACUCGAACGUGAGAGUUGUGACCAAUCAUAAAGCAGUACAGGUGCUAUGACCAAUGUAACUUAACAAAGUUAAACCCCAAAAAAAGAUUAGUAACUAAAUGUUAAUGAUUAAAAUGUAACUGAGUAGAAAGUAGAUUCCUUUCUUCACAUAUAUACUUGAGUGGUAGUAAAAGUAUAGUAUUAUGAAUUGAAAAUACUCAGGAAAGUACAGAUCCAUCAUAAGUUUACUUGAGUACAAGUAACCAAGUAAAUGUGACUAGUUACUACCCACCUCUGCCUCAAGAUUCCCGCACUGGCAUCUAUCUAAAGUGUGCAUUUUGAAAGAGAGACGUAGCAGAUUAAACAGUGAAGAUCUUUGUUGUUCUACACCUAAAUAUGUAAUUAUGCUUGUAGAAUAUGCUGUUGUAAGCUGAGUGAAAUGAGCUGUUUCUCCUAUAUCGGAAAACUGCUUAUUUUGUGUCUUAUUAAAAGCUUGGUUUGAAA
Colossoma macropomum (tambaqui) is the source of this 3486-nucleotide messenger RNA. It is a transcript of the gene relb, whose product is annotated as v-rel avian reticuloendotheliosis viral oncogene homolog B. Gene Ontology annotation, biological process: canonical NF-kappaB signal transduction; cellular response to stress; regulation of transcription by RNA polymerase II. The record is from RefSeq and is a predicted model, not a curated record. Gene Ontology annotation, cellular component: cytoplasm. The coding region runs from base 333 to 2102 and encodes 589 amino acids. Gene Ontology annotation, molecular function: DNA-binding transcription factor activity, RNA polymerase II-specific; RNA polymerase II cis-regulatory region sequence-specific DNA binding. The transcript has 11 exons. NCBI's taxonomy places the organism in Eukaryota, Metazoa, Chordata, Actinopteri, Characiformes, Serrasalmidae.